ACGCCUUGAGAUCUCGUAAUUUAUUCCAUCCCUAGCCUUUACGUGUACCUCAACACCUAUAAAACAAUGGCAUGUGCAGCAAAAUAAUCACAGUUCAUCAAUAACCUCUAGCUUUGAAACUUGAGACAGAAGACAGCUUUCCUUUAUCAUGAAUAGGGCGAUCUUGGUCUUGAGCCUUUUUUUAGCCUUUGUGGCAGCCAUUGACAUAGACGCUGUUGCGAAAGAAGCCACAAGGAAAUGGGAACAGGAACAAGAACAAAAGGUCCUAGACGGACUAACCACCCCCAUUUCUAAAAGGAGAAAAGUCACGGACGAAACCAAGGCCAUGAAAAGAUUUAACUCCUUGGUGGACAACAUGCUGGCGAUCCUAAAGACCGAAGAAGGCAAAGAAAAGGAGAGCCUCUCCUUAAUUGCCGAUUCCUUAUCAUCGUCACCGCAACCAUUUUUGAAAACGAGCAAAUAUUCAGGCGACAAUGUUGACAUUGCCGAAAUCUGCAAAGGAGUUGUUCCACGUUGUGGCAAAUUGGCUGGGCACCCAUUUCGAACAUUGAACGGGGUAUGCAACAACCUGGACAACCCAAGAUGGGGCUCCAUUCUGACCUUUAUGCGACGGUGGAGGCAACCCGCUUAUCAAGAUGGCCAUCAUGUUCCUCGUGGAGGAUUUCCUCCAUCUAUGGCCGGUCGGAAAAAGCGUUCCUUACAACGAAAAGAAACCUUGUUGCAAAACCAGAAUGGGCUUGGUAGUGGACCUAUGAUGGUCAAGACAUGUUCUCAUUUGGCGGCUGGUGAUUUACCGAACCCAAGGUUAGUCAGCAGGACAUUCCAUCCCGAUCAUGAUGUCCCAGACAAGAUUGCUACCCACAUGGUGGCCAUCAUGGGGCAAUUUCUCGACCACGACGUAACAUUGACCCCUGAGGAAGAGGCGGAAGGUUGUUGCUUUGGAUCGGAAGAAAAGGCGUGCUUCCCCAUUCAGGUUGACGAGGAAGACCCAUUCUUUCAUCCACAUGAAGUUGACUGUCUCGAUUUCACACGGUCUUUGGCAUUUUGCGAGCACUUCUUCAACCACCGGGAGCAGAUCAAUGGCAUCACGGCCUUUGUGGACGCCUCCAACGUUUAUGGAUCGACCAAAGCUGUGGCACAUUCGUUAAGAACACUUUCGAAAGGCUUGAUGAAGAUUUCUACCGAAGGCGGUUAUGAAAUGCUCCCAAUCAUUAACGGAACCUACCAUGCAGGAGAUAUUCGAGCGUUGGAGAAUCCAGCACUAACCUCCAUGCACACUUUGUUCCUUCGGGAGCACAAUCGAAUUGCCGAACAAUUAUACCACAUGGAUCCCAGUUUAGAUGAUGAAGAGAUCUACCAACGAACCAGACGCAUCGUUUCGGCUGAGAUGCAAAAUGUGGUUUAUGGAGGCUACCUCCCCGUUGUCCUCGGCUCAGUGGCCAUGGAUCAGCAUGAUCUAGGCCUUUCUCUCACUCCUUCAAUUUACAACCCAUCACAAGACCCAUCCAUUAGUAAUGUAUUUGCUACAGCCGCCUAUCGAUUCGGGCACUCAAUGAUUCAAGGGAUAGUAGAUAUGGUCAACGAGGUAACCCGAGCCCUUGAAAGUGGGUACAAGCUCCAGGACAACUUUUUCAACCCGGCCCACUACCUGGCUUUCAGCGGAGCCGGCAUGGAGAAGAUCCUCGCCGGACUGGUUAGUCAACACGCCCAAACCUCUGACCAAUUUGUCGUCGAUGACGUCACCAACCAUCUCUUCCCACAAAACGGUGCCGCGUUUGGCAGCGAUCUCGUGGCCCGGAAUAUUCAACGAGGCCGUGAUCACGGGUUGGCCAGCUACAAUGCGUACAGAGAAUUUUGUGGACGCAAGGCUGUUUGCACAUGGGAGCAAAAACCAGCCGAUAUUUCUUCUUCAAACUGGGAAACUUUGAAGGAUCUGUACAACCAUCCCAAUGAUAUUGACGUGUUUGUGGGAGGCUUAGCGGAGAACCCUUAUGCAGAUGGACUCACAGGACACACAUUCCAGUGCAUCAAAAGCAAGCAAUUCCAGUUCUUAAAGUACGGGGAUCGUUAUUUUUUCACCCAUGCCAAUCAAGCGGGAUCCUUUGAACCUUACCAGAUAUCAAAUUUACUUCAGCGAACUCUCGGGGACAUCAUUUGCGAUAACACUAAGAUUGCUGAAGUUCGCACGGAUGUAUUCAAAGCUAAUGCCCCAUACAAAGACUGUCAGGAUAGAACUGAACUGGAAAUUGAGAGGUUCAAAGAACUGUGAUAACAUAAUUGACCGGAUAUUCACAACCUCAUUGGAUAAUAAAUACAU
Messenger RNA from Tigriopus californicus, 2317 nucleotides. RefSeq names its product peroxidasin-like. Gene Ontology annotation, molecular function: heme binding; peroxidase activity. Bases 149 to 2269 code for a protein of 706 amino acids. NCBI's taxonomy places the organism in Eukaryota, Metazoa, Arthropoda, Copepoda, Harpacticoida, Harpacticidae. Gene Ontology annotation, biological process: response to oxidative stress. The transcript has 2 exons. The record is from RefSeq and is a predicted model, not a curated record.